AUGCACCUCUUCAACGGCGGCCGCGCCGCGCUGCUGGCACUCUACUUAACCCUCACCGUCGCCCUCGCCGCCAUCCCCAGCAGCAAACGCUUCGACCUCUCAAAACCCUCAUACAACCUCUUCCGCAGCAAAAGCCUCCACGAGAACCGCCUGCGCGACGGCACAGGCGCCACGUCCGGCGACCUCUGCAUAACCCAGCUCGACUUCUCCGGCAAGUAUCUGGGCUACAUGCACCUGAACGGCUUCGGGCACGGUGUCACCUUCGGCGCGCAGGGCACGCGCGACGGCGCGACGUACCUGUGGACCGAAGUCGAGGCCAACGGCAACGGCGAGCACACGGCCUUCAUCGACCAGCUGGCCAACCGGCUGGUCGUCCGCUAUCAGCACAAGGGCGGCAAGCAUAUCGCCGCCUUCGACCUGGACGCUGCCGCCAGGGGCGACUUUGCGAACCCGCUCGUGAAUUUCCCGCAGCCCGUGCUGGAUAAGUUCAAGUCCAAGGUGUUCCAGGGGUAUGCGGCGCACGGGUCGUACUUGUAUAUCAUGACGGGUACCUCGUAUGAGGCCAGUGACGGGGAGGUGAAUUCUCAAGUGGCAAGUAUUGAUAUGAAUACAGGGAAGAUCGUGCAGGGCCCGACGCUGACGAAUGCUGGGUCGAGUCUGCCCUUCCGGGAACCGGAGGGCAUGGGGGUUUAUAAGACGAAGGCUGGUGAGGUGAGGUUCUUCUUGGGCUUUGCGACUGGGAAGAGAGGGGAUCGGAGAUCGAGUUUGUUUUAUAAAGAUGCACUGAUUUGA
Blastomyces gilchristii SLH14081 is the source of this 792-nucleotide messenger RNA. RefSeq names its product teichoic acid biosynthesis protein C. The transcript has 3 exons. The record is from RefSeq and is a predicted model, not a curated record. Bases 1 to 792 code for a protein of 263 amino acids. NCBI's taxonomy places the organism in Eukaryota, Fungi, Ascomycota, Eurotiomycetes, Onygenales, Ajellomycetaceae.